GCGUCUGGUGACUUGAUCGCGUCACCAUGGCUUGUCUCCUCGCAGGGUGUCUGGUAAGUAUACUGCUGCUGCUGUCCGCAACAGUAAUCCACGGCUUUCCCCAGCAAACACCUCCACCUAUAACCACACCAGGCGCCAGUACCACAAUGACUGCCGACCAUCCACCAGUCCCAACCUAUUCACUCCCACCCCUCCCACCUCAGUUUUCCGACAUUCCUCCCGAAGCCUUGAGUUGCUGGAAUUCGUACUUCGCCUCCAUCAAGCUUCGCAACUGGCUCUGGACCGAAUACUCCAAAUCCAGUACUCGAAUCGACACUACCUUCUCGCCCCCCAGCAGCGGCAUCUCCUACUACACCUACACCACCACGACCAACUGCACCACCUCCUUUAUCAGCCCCACGACCCUCUGCGACGGCGUCCCCCGCGCCUCCGACAAAACCAUCCACGGCUGCCGCACCGCAAAAGCCACAGGCGAAGUCAGCUACAUCUGGAGCGUCAGCGCCAUCACGCAGAUCACGCCCACCUGGACCAGCGACGUCGAGCUCCCCGCGCCAACAUGCGGCUCCUCGCUGAACCUCCAACCCGAGUGUUCCCGCCUCUUCUCAGCUUGGAGCUGGUACCUCACCAGCAUGAAAACGGCCACCCCGCCCGUCCCGACCGACGAAUCCCGCUCCUUCGAAUGGGCCGCCGUACCCCCUUGCUCCAUUCUCUCCCGAGCCUCCAAACGCCUCUGUAAACUGCGUCUGGCGGGUGGAUCUAAAGGCGAAUCCGGCGGCUACGAAGUCCACUACUGGCGCACGCCCACACCAACCGGGACCCAGUUCUGCGACCCCAGUUGGACGCCGCCACCCGCGCAAUCCCCUUCUGUGCCGGGAAAACCGGACACGGCGCUGGUAUCGGGACUCACGCUCACGAGUCCGAGCAUCUACCACUUCUUCCGCUCCGUGGUGCUCGAGACGCUCGUGGGCAACGCCCGGCAGCCCGGUGGACUGGGCGGCUACGCCGAUGAUAUCUGGGAGGCGAGCACCACGGUCACUGAACGCGUCUUGACGGUUGCGCAGCGCGAAGCGGAGAUCUUGAGCGUGAGUAAGCAGUGCAGGGGUAUCGAGAUGGAUUAUUGCAGCGUGUCUUUCUUCCCGUCUUCGUUCCUUAUCAGGGAUGUUUACACGGCGAGGAAGACGGCGUAUGAGAACAAUUGCGGGUGGAAUUGUCUGAGUAGCACGAGGUGGGAUGGGGACGGUGGGGUGCUGGUUCAGGAGAGCUUUAGGCCCAGUUUGGCGGUCCCUGUGAGUGAAUUGUUGAGGCAGAAUAGUGGGGUACUAGGGGAUUGUGAUGAGUGGGUUAGUUGGGAGAGUGGGGAUGAGGGCGGAUGGAGGAGUCGGAGUAGUAGUGCGUUUGCGGCUUUGAGGGUGGGGGAGGUGCCGAGGACGGCGUUUGUGGAGAUUCAGACGGCGGCGGUAGCGCCGGAGGGCUUGGGAAAGGGUGCUGGGAAGAGGCGAGAUGGUGGGAGAGAAGUGGAUGGAAUGGGGAGAGCGGCGCCGGGGAUGGGUGUCAGAGAGGAUGAGGCGGUGGCCGCGCCUACAGCGGUGAGUUAG
Messenger RNA from Westerdykella ornata, 1595 nucleotides. RefSeq lists its product as uncharacterized. Lineage: Eukaryota; Fungi; Ascomycota; Dothideomycetes; Pleosporales; Sporormiaceae. The transcript has 2 exons. The record is from RefSeq and is a predicted model, not a curated record. Bases 27 to 1595 code for a protein of 522 amino acids.